This is a messenger RNA of Megalops cyprinoides (Indo-Pacific tarpon), 897 nucleotides long. RefSeq lists its product as uncharacterized. The transcript has 6 exons. The coding region runs from base 1 to 897 and encodes 298 amino acids. Lineage: Eukaryota; Metazoa; Chordata; Actinopteri; Elopiformes; Megalopidae. The record is from RefSeq and is a predicted model, not a curated record.
AUGAAUUUUAAUAUUUUCAGGAAUCUUAUUGCCAAAAAGUGGACAUCUGACGUCAGAUUGGACGGGAAGACGGCAAUCGUGACAGGGGCCAACACUGGCAUUGGGAAAGAGACAGCCAGAGACCUGGCCAAACGAGGAGCUCGAGUGAUUCUGGCAUGUCGAGACAUGGCGAAGGCUGAGCUGGCGGCCAGUGAGAUUGUCAAAGAUAUUGGGAUUGCCAAUGUCGUCCCCUACAAACUGGACCUUGCGGACACAAAGUCAAUUUGUGAAUUUGCUGAGCACAUCUACAGCUCUGAGGCGGCAGUGCACUUUCUCAUCAAUAAUGCUGGGGUGGCAAUUUGUCCAUAUUCAACCACAGCAGAUGGGUAUGAAAUGCAGUUUGGAGUCAAUCACUUAGGUCAUUUCUUCCUCACCUUCCUGCUUCUGGACCUCCUGAAGCACUCGGCACCCUCCCGGGUGAUCAACCUCUCCUCGAUUGCGCACUCCAUGGGCAAGAUCCACUUCGAGGACCUGAACAGUGAGAAGAGCUACCACCCGGUCAGAGCCUACGUGCAGAGCAAGCUGGCCAACAUCCUCUUCACCCGAGAGCUGGCCCGAAAGAUGGAGGGAACAGGGGUGACUGUGUAUGCUGUAGAUCCAGGCAUAGUCAACACUGAUGUGACCAGGCACAUGAAGAGUUCUCUCCAGAUGUUUGUGAAGGCUUUCAGCUUCCUGAUUAGAACACCAGCCGAGGGGGCCUACACCACCUUGUAUUGUGCCUUGACUCCAGACUUGGUAUCUGGAGGUUACUACAGAAACUGCGCCCAGGCAGAGUGUUCUCGGGCUGCCUGCGAUGACCGCACGGCCCGCAAUCUGUGGGUUGUCAGCUGUCACCUGCUGGGGAUCCGCUGGAGAUGA